Messenger RNA from Didymodactylos carnosus, 2379 nucleotides. The record is from the annotation of a GenBank genome assembly. NCBI's taxonomy places the organism in Eukaryota, Metazoa, Rotifera, Eurotatoria, Philodinida, Philodinidae.
AUGGUUAAGAUUUGUGUACUACAUCCCGAUUUGGGUAUUGGUGGCGCUGAACGAUUAAUUGUUGACAUAUGUGUGGGAUUAAAAUCCAAACAUCAUGAUCUCGAUUUAUAUACAAAUUAUCAUGAUGAUAAACGUUGUUUUGAUGAAACUCGAAAUGGUCAAUUGAAUAUUAUUGUUAAAUGUUCAUGGUUUCCUCGUCAUGUCUUUGGUCGAUUUUAUGCGUUAUGUGCCUAUAUUCGAAUGAUUCUAUUAUCUUUGUACAUUGUUUAUUUUUCGUCAUCAACGUAUGAUAUUUAUAUUUGUGAUCAAAUAAGUGCAUGUAUACCCAUUUUAAAACAAUCACAAAAACCUGUAUUAUUCUAUUGUCAUUAUCCUGAUCAAUUACUGACGAAACGUCAAACAUUGUUAAAAAAAUUAUAUAGAUAUGUCAUCGAUUAUUUAGAAGCUUAUACAACAAGUUUAGCUGAUAAAACACUAGUGAAUAGUCAAUAUACAAGAGAUAUAUUUCAACAAACAUUUGGUAAACGAAUUGAUAUUUCAACAGUUGAUAUUCUGUAUCCAACAAUCAAUGAAAUUAAUUUAAAAGAUCAAAUAAUUGAUAAUUCACUUGUAAAUAAUAUUCCUCCGAACGUAAAAACAUUAUUUUUAUCAAUUAAUCGAUAUGAACGAAAAAAAGAUUUACAAUUAGCUAUACAAGCAAUGGCACAUUUACAAUCAUUACUAACAGAUGAACAAUGGCAGCAAACACACUUAUUUGUAAUUGGUGGUUAUGAUCGGCGUAUAACAGAAAAUGUUGAAUAUUAUUUAGAAUUGGAUCGUUUAGUUCAUGACUUAUCUCUCGAAUCCAAUGUUACAUUUGUUCAAUCAUUUACAGAUCAAAAAAAAUUAGUCUAUUUAAAUCGAUGUAAAUGUGUGUUGUAUACGCCUCAAUAUGAACAUUUUGGUAUUGUUCCAUUAGAAGCAAUGUAUGCUGAACGACCGUGUAUAGCAACUAACACUGGUGGACCAUUGGAAACAAUUUUAGAUGGAAAAACGGGUUAUUUAUGCAAAGCUACUAAAGAGCAAUUUGCCGAAAAAAUGAAAUUAUUUGUUAAUCAACCUCAUCUCUAUUUAGAACUCGGUAAACAAGGACGCAGACAUGUGAUAGGAAAUUUUGGAUUUCAAAUAUUUUCUCAAAAACUUCAUGAUUUCGUUCAGGAAUUGCUUGAACGAAGAAAAGAAACUACAACAAAGAAUAGUAGAAGAUUUAUGAUUGUUUUAUUCGGUGCUGUUAUUUUUGGUUAUCUAUUUUUAAUAAACACUGGAGAGCGAGAGUUAAAUAAACCAAACGCAUACUUAGUAAUUAAUUAUAGAGUGAGUCUGUUGACACCUCGGACGUGUCAACAAGGAGCUAUUGUCACUUUCUGGGCGUGUCAAUUAAGAAAACAAUUAUUUGAUAUGUCAAUCCGAGAAGAAGGAAUCUUCUGCGAUACUACAUUAACAGCAACACCCGGUCACAGUGCACAUUGGGAUUAUGAACAUAACGGUCCCGACACAUGGCCACAUGAAUAUGAACAGUGUGAAGGUAACUCACAAUCUCCUAUUAAUAUUCAAAAGCGACAAGUUCGUCAUGAUUUAACAAUGGAUAAUCUCAUACUCAAUGGCUAUAAAAAUGCCAGUAUCACGUGGAAUAUAACCCAUAACGGUCAUACCAUAGUGGUUACACCUUCUUCAACAGCAAAAAUUACCAUGAGUGGUGCAAAAUUAUUAGAUACAUUUAAUCUUGCUCAAUUUCACAUGCAUUGGGGUCUAAAUGCGUAUCAAGGUUCAGAACACACCAUCGACGGUCGUAAAUAUCCAUUAGAAAUUCAUUUUGUUCAUAGUACAACACCACCGGAUAUACGUUAUGCCGUAUUAGGUGUUCUGUAUGAAUUACAAGGUACUGAUAAUUCACAAUUAAGUGAUUUUUUAUCCAUGAUUAAUCAAACAUUAAAUGAAACAAUGAAAAUUGGACUACAGUCAAUUGAUAUAUCAAAAUUAUUACCAACGAUGCAUUCGAAUUUACAUAGCAGUGGUAGUGGACAUAAUUUGAAGUUUUAUAGAUACAACGGAUCACUAACAACACCACCGUGUAAGGAAGGUAUCACAUGGACAUUACUUUCAACUCCCGUUGCCAUCUCAGCUCGUCAAUUACAAGUAUUUCGUAACAAUUCUGUUAAAUGGAAUUUUCGUCCAACACAGAAAUUACAUGGACGGAACAUCACGGCCAAUCAUCAACCAGAGUUCGGUGAGGGAGAUGAUGAACAUGAUGGAUGUGAAACAAAAAACAAGGGAACAAAACUAAACAAUACCAUUGUGUUUUUACUAGUAUCAUUAUUUAUUAAUUUGCACAAUUUGUAA